Messenger RNA from Ambispora gerdemannii, 411 nucleotides. NCBI's taxonomy places the organism in Eukaryota, Fungi, Glomeromycota, Glomeromycetes, Archaeosporales, Ambisporaceae. The record is from the annotation of a GenBank genome assembly.
AUGGCUGACCAAAAAAUUAGCGUGUUGUUUGUUUGUCUCGGAAACAUUUGCCGAAGUCCAAUGGCAGAAGCAGUAUUCGCGCAUACAAUAAAACUAAAAAGCAAGAGUCACUUUUUUCGAAUUGAUAGUGCGGGUACUGGUGAAUGGCAUGUAGGAGCGCCUCCAGAUCCUCGAUCUGUAAAGACAUGCAAGAAACAUAAUGUUCCUGUGAACACAUUUGCAAGACAGAUCACAAAAGGAGAUUUUCAUGAAUUCGACUAUAUCCUGUUAAAACUAUUUGGCGAUUAUGAUCCAGAAGGAGACCGAUACAUACGCGAUCCGUAUUACGGCGGAAUAGACGGUUUCGAGAAAAAUUUUCAGCAAGUGACUAGAUGCUCGGAGGCCUUUUUGUUGCAUCUGAAUAUUAUUUGA